CAGAAAUUCACCACUAAAAGUUGCACACCAUGCAAACAAAAACAAACGCAUAAACCCUAAUAAAUCAUAACUUCCACCACAACCUCAUAUAGCAUUUUUUUUUAAAACAAGAAUGAUCAGAAGCAAAUCCAUAACCAUAAAUUCCAACUCCGGAAACAAUAUUUCCACUGUCGCUGCCGCUGCGGUAGCUAUGAGACGUUCUGCUUCAAACGCAAACGCAAACGCAAACGCUGAGGUACAUACUCCUGAUCUUAACAGCAAACCACGGCGACCACGGUCAGUAGAGUUCCCGGUAUCUCCUCAACUGAUACAAGGAGAAGAGAUGGUCCAUUUCGGACAUCCACAACACGUGCUUGUCAAAGUUGAAUUGCCGGAUAUCUACACGUGUGCAGGGUGCAAAGAAGAAGGAGCAGGGAUUAGGUACGUGUGCCAAGAGUGUGAUUAUCAGCUCCAUGAGUUUUGUGCUUUGGCUCCUCCUUUACUCAAGUCGCAUCCUUUUCAUUACCAGCAUCAGCUUCUCUUCUUUGCCAAACCUGGGAAAGGAGGAAUAAUGAAAUCAAAAUGCGACGUGUGUGGAAGAUCACCUAAAGGUUACACAUAUAGAUGCAAAGCUUGCAGUUUCCAGAUGCAUCCUGGCUGCGCCAUGUUAUCUCCUUCCAUCUCAUCUUCCUCUCUCCAUCACCACCCUCUCCAACUCCUCCCCUCCUCCUCCUCCUCCUCCUCCUCAGCCAACACAACCGGCGGGUUCCUCUGCGGAGAGUGCAAGAGAGGUAAACGAGUUGGGAGGGUGUACCGUUGCACCGUUUGCGAUUACCACUUGCACGCCAUCUGUGCCAAGGACGCAGCCGUGAAUGGCCUCCGUGCAAACGGACACAAAGGGAGGGAUAGGUCUCCGGCGGUUUUGGGCACGGCGGCGAGGCUGGCGUCGCAGGUUGUGAUUGAUUUUCUUGGUGGUAUGAUGGAAGGUCUUGGUGAAGGUGUUGGUGAAGCCAUUUUGGACGGUGUAAGUAGAGGCGGUGGUGGUGGUGGAGGCCGCGGAGGAGGUAGUGGAGGUGUUACUGGGGUAAGUCCACGUGUCAAAGGAGGUUAA
Molecule: messenger RNA, 1090 nt
Organism: Eruca vesicaria subsp. sativa (arugula)
Lineage: Eukaryota; Viridiplantae; Streptophyta; Magnoliopsida; Brassicales; Brassicaceae
Source: the annotation of a GenBank genome assembly